This is a messenger RNA of Haplochromis burtoni (Burton's mouthbrooder), 5533 nucleotides long. Its product is annotated as xin actin-binding repeat-containing protein 1. Lineage: Eukaryota; Metazoa; Chordata; Actinopteri; Cichliformes; Cichlidae. The transcript is spliced from 4 exons. The record is from RefSeq and is a predicted model, not a curated record. Gene Ontology annotation, biological process: actin filament bundle assembly; actin cytoskeleton organization. Gene Ontology annotation, molecular function: actin filament binding. Bases 2225 to 5533 code for a protein of 1102 amino acids. Gene Ontology annotation, cellular component: focal adhesion; plasma membrane; stress fiber.
UGAACGGAGAGAUUGAGGAUGUACAGAUCGCUGUGGAGGAACAGGGAAUGGAAACAUGCGCUGAUAAAACUGAUGUGAAGGAUGAUCGUGUAACUCGAAAGGUAAAUACAACCUCAUUAUUACUUUAAGAUUCCCUAAUAGACCCACAGUUAGUUUAAAGGGUAAAACUUUUAAUAUUUACCGAUGAAAGCAUGUGUGAAAAAUAUCAGGGUUUUUAUAUAUUUGUAAAUACAGCGAAUAUUCCUUUCUUCUUUCUUGAAGUGCAAAGAUGCAUAAACAAAGCUUUCAUUGAUUUCACUCCAGAAAUUCCAGCUUCAGUCAUCUUGAAGUAUUUUGCACCACCACCUUUUCACUUUCAGUAUUAUGCUGCCGCUAAAUACUUUAAGAAACUGAAGCUGGAACUUUUGGAGUGAUCUUUUGUGUGGAGAUGAGUGGCAGGGGUCAUUUGUGACAGAAAGAUAGUAGCAAGAGUGGAAAAGAAGGUUUACAGAGUGGUAGUGGGAAAAAACUGGAGCUGGCAAAACUGAAGAUGCUAAGACUUUCAUUGGUGGAUAGGUUAAGCAUUUUGGAAACAAGUUAGGGAGACAAGGCUGAGAUGGUUUGGACAUGUGCAGAAGACCUCACCAAAGAUUCAUGGAUGCAGUGAAGGAUGAGAUGCAGAAAGAUGUUAGAGAGACGGUGAGAACCCUAAAAGGAGCAGCCAAAAAAAGAAGAAGAAGAAAAAGACACAUGCAUUUAGAAUUUCCCAACAUUUGGUGGAAUCCAUUCUCUCUCCUAGCUGCACAGCGUUUCCCUUGCCAAUAACUACCACACACACUGAAAACACUUCAUUUUCCUGUUUGCUUAACAGUUAAUAAGGUGUUUUCAGCUGUUUGUGAGAAAAAUCAUUAAUUUUGAACAUCGUUUUGAGCACUUGUUUCACAAAAGAUCGGCUCAUCCAUCACACACUUCAGUGGUUCUUGACCUGCCUUAGGUCUAAUGAAUCCUUACUUCUUUCUCAUUCAUGUAAUAGCAUAUUUUUUCUAGUAAUGCUUAGAUUUUUCAUGCAACUGUAUUGACACAUAGAAACUAUGAUGCACAAUGAGUUUACUUAGCAGCAGUGAUGUUUUAUUGUUUCUCUCUAUAGGUAGUAAAUCAGCCCUGGCCAGAGAGGAGAAGAACAAUAGGGGGUAUUGAUUUUGAAAAAAUUGCAGCAUCUCAAGCUGGUGAGUAUCUUCUUUCUAGCUCAGCAAAGCUUUGGUUGUGUCAGCCUGAAUAUCAUAUUACCCUGCCUACUGUCAUGUGAAAGAAACGGACAAAAUUACUGUUUUUUUAAAGCAUUCAGAACAAUAGUUUCACUUUUCUAAGAUUAAAGGACUAUCUCUUUAUUGAGUAGUUAUCAGCAGAGCUCGGAUUUAAACUUUUUACAGUUUGAUUAGGGAUACGUGAGUAGCAACAUAAACAAACAGCGCGAGUUCAUGUCAUAAAUUACACAUUGCAAUAAUGAAAGCAGCUACAGCAAGCUUCAAAGUGCAAGCUUCCAGGUAAAAGACCGGCUGAUAAAACCGGGAAAUACUGCGCCUUGAUUUAGGUAAUGAGUAAACAGUGAACUAUGAUGAAUAUGGUUUGGUUCUAUAAAUUCAGGGUCAAAUAACAAACUGCUGAAGACGAUUCAGCUUAAGAUGAAAAUAUCAGAAAGAAAAUAAACAUGUGGCUCUUUCAAAAAUUUGUUCUGAAAGAAACAUCUUUGGGCACAAAAACAUAACAAAAAUAAACAAAGAUGUUAGACGUGCCUUGGAGAGCUGUCUUCAGCGAGUUCGGUCAAAGCUUUGGAUGACUCAACUUGGUGUAGGAAUAGUAAGCCACUCCACAACCGGACAGAAAUAGCUGGUGUGCUACAAGACCAGAAUAAGUGCAGGAGGGUGAAAGGGUCAGCUGUUUCCAGGAGAGGAAUGGGACAGAAAGAAGGAGCGAGUGGCAGAGGCUCCAUGACACGACACAAACCAACAGACAACUAAAGUUUGGAAGAAACUGGGAAUAUUUCUUCUUCUAUGAAAAGAGGAGGUCAGCUGCAGACUUCAGAGACAGCUCUUUCGUCCAAACCAAGGAGAAACUUUCUGUCUCGGUGAAAGCAAUAUCAGCUCUCUAUCUGUCCAAAGCGGGAACCAAGGAAUCAGCAAACAGUCAUGUAAAAUUGGAACGAAAAGUGUCACGUGAGUCUGGGAAAAGAGAAAACCAAAUCAAGAUGUCAGAAGACUCAAGUGUCCAAGAAAAAGAGGAUUUACCAUUACCUCCUUCAGCAAGACAUCAGCCAGAAUUAGAAGAAAGCUGUAGGACAAAUUCUCCGCAACCUAAUCUGCCCCAGCUUUCCAAAGAAAUGUUAUAUCAGCAGAGGCAGAAAUGUGAACUGAGGCGUCUCCUGAAGCACACCCAUCCAGAGCUGAAGAUGCUGGAUGAUGUUGUGGAUGAAGAGCUUGCUGAAGUUUUGAGCUCAGAGAGGAUGACAGCUGAUGUAACCGGAUACGAGGGAGAGGUCCUUUCGAAACGCUUGAUAUUUGAGAACUGUGGCUCAAGUAACAAAGUGUCUCACUACACCCCCAAGAUGCACAUGGAAGGGGGACGUGAGAAACAAUGUGAUUUUAGUAAAACGUUGGCUGUUCUGGAGGAAACAAAAGAAACGCCUCGUGUAGAAAGUGCUAAAGAGGUUAUGGAAGCUGAAAAAUCUCUUGGUAUUAGUCCAGACACUGACAGAGAGUGUGAGGAAGAGACGGUCAGACUAGACGUUCAGGCUACCAGAAGGAUAUUUGAGAGUCAGUCUGUGAACAUGUCUGGGCCAAAUCUGGGUAAAAUCCAGGGAAAGGUUUCUAUUAACGGGGAUGAGACAAAGGAAGUCCAAAAACAAAAAAAGCAAUUUGAAAUGGCUUGCAGUGAGAGUAUACACAGAAAAAAUGAAAGCACAAGCAAUGAUUUAGCAACAGAGCCCCGUGAACAACCAUGUCCUCAUGUCAGUCAAAGAACUGAACGCGACUUCUCAUGUAAAGAUGAGUUUUCCACUGAGGAAGCACUCUUUGAAGAGGAGUCUAUAAGCUUAUCCGAUUUGGAAAAGAAUGAUGAAAUUAUUAAAACAAGGGCAGCUCUUUUUCAAAACAACCCCUUUAUCUCCACCAACAUACAAAGAGAGCCCUCCGUUGUGCACACAUCAAAAACUCAAAUCACAAGCGGUAGCGGUGCAAGUGAGGACAACACGACCACCAAUGUGAAAAACAGAACCCAUCUUUUUGAAUCAAUGCCAUUUGACAAAAUUAGACGUCAGAACGAGGAUGAAAUUGAGACAAUGGUGGAGAACAUCAAGGAAACGCUGAAUUUCCUGUACCAGAUUAGAGUCAUCCAAUCGUUUGGCUUUAUCAUUGAGGUCAAUGAGACAAUGAUUGCUAAAAAAGCUAAGUUUACACUAUCAGAGAGUGGGCCUGAGAUAAAACAUGACGAGGUGGCUGAAGGCGGUGCCCAAAACUUCAUACUCCAGCUGCUACCACGGGUAAACCUAAAACCUCAGGUCACUUACCUAAAGGAGGACCGCAAAGGGGAUAUCGAGACCACGGCGGUGACGGCGCCUGUUCAACAGCAUCAGUUCAAUGCGAACAAGGACACGGAGUUCAGAACUGCCAGUGUGGUUCAGCUUGUUGAGGAUAUUCUCAAUCAAGAUAACUCUCUGAGAAAAGGAGUGGUAAUCCAAGAGGAUGACAACAACUGUGCCAAAGUCAUUGUUUACUCCCUCUACAAAUACCAUAAUGAGAAGGAUGUGAAGAGCUUCGUCCCUCCAAAAUGUGUUGAAUGUGAUCAAUCAGAGCUGGAAAGGGGUGACAUGAGUAAAAAAGGCCAUAAAGAAAUAAAAGUUGCUACUAAGUCAGUCCAAGGUGAUCUACUUGAACUCUCUCAAGAACAAACAUGCCCAGGAUCAAUAACACCUGAAGGGAAAGUAAAGGGGAGUGUAAAACUAUUCAAAAGCUGCAUUGAAAAGGGAGAUUUUGAGUAUUUAAAAAGUCUUCAGACUGAAGAAGCAGUUCAAGAACUCCCUGAAAACCAAACUAUGGCUGGACAGGAAGUUCUUCAUGAAAAGGAAAGUGAUCAAGUGCAGGAAACUACUGAGUGGGUACCUGUGGAUGUAAAGAGGCUUAAAAGCAUGUUCUCUGGAGACCCAAGUCAACACCAAGCAAAGAAAAAGAUCCACAAAAAUAUAUACGCAGGUCAAAAUGUUUCUACAGAAUGCAGUUCUGGGGUAUUAUCUCAUGUGCAGGAAAAUACUACAAGCAGUGAAUGCACUGAUGAAGCACAAGAGCAAGCGUGUCCCAAAGUUGCGACGCAGGAGUCCUAUGAAAAUUUUGAGAAACAAGAUCACGAGCUUGGUGCCCACGAAGCUCAAUUAGUCAAGGUGGUAGAUCAGAAUGAAGAGAUCUCUAACCUCCAAACUGCACUGCAUCAGUCAUCACAAGAAAAACAAAAGACUAUUAUUCAGAAAUCAUCUGAGGAGCUCUUUCCCUCGGUUACAGCAGAUACUGUGAAACGCUCAAGAGUAGAAGAAGAAUUUUCUCAAGAAAACUUCACCUCAGCACAGAAAACAGAUUACCAGCACAAAAAUAUAGAAACAAGCCACAAAGAUGCUACUCCUGAGGAAACACACACUCCUGAAUCAUGCAGCAACGAAGGUCAGGAAGGUGCAAGGGGGGCGCAGAAACAACCUUUAGAAACUCCUAUGGUCACUACACAAAGUUUGGAAACAAGUCCUGCACAACAGGAGGAUGAGGAAGUUGUUUUUCAUGGUAAAAUUAAAGCAGCUUUGCAAUCUUUAGAAAGAUCUAACGUUAAUGUCACAAGAGGAGAUUUUAAAGCAGCUAUGAUAUACAGAAACUCUUCAAAGCCUCACAGAGAAAAAGCUCAACACGUGGAUGUGGUGUCUAUUCAAACGACCAGUGCUGACGAGCUUUUCACUGUGACUGAAAAUGAAGCAAGUCAAAUAUCAGUGAAACAAGAGGCAACUGCAGCAAAUCCGGAGCCUCCACACCAAAACAAAACCCAGAGUAACCCAACAACGAGACUCAUUUUAGAGAAAAGCAAAAAGCCUACUGGUCCAAAACCAGCCAUUCCACCUAAACCAGAACAUCUGAAGGAGAAACAAAGCAAUAACGAGUCAACCCAAAAUAAUUCUGAUAUCAAGGCAGAGGAGAAAAGAACCCAGGAUUUAGCAGCCAAAAGUGAUACGAGUGAAGCAGAUGAAAGUCAUAUAGAUUUCCAUGACGCAUUUGAGAAAUUUGGAGGCAAAAAGACAAAGACUGCCCCUGUAAAGCCCAAAAGACUGAAAAUCCCCCAACCAGACAACAAAAACCUGAAACCAGUGGCUGGAAAUAAAGAAAUGUCUGUUCUUGCACAUGUGGAUCCAGAUGUGGCAGAAAUGACAAGCAAUCAAUCAUGUGACACCUGUGAUUUUCUUAUGUUUCAGGUACAUGGGCCAGACGUGGCCGUCAAAAAGGCCAGGUGGGUCUGGUACCAGGUAGUUUGA